Saccostrea cuccullata (small rock oyster) is the source of this 861-nucleotide messenger RNA. RefSeq lists its product as uncharacterized. NCBI's taxonomy places the organism in Eukaryota, Metazoa, Mollusca, Bivalvia, Ostreida, Ostreidae. The record is from RefSeq and is a predicted model, not a curated record. The annotation marks the transcript as partial. The transcript has 5 exons.
AUGUUCGAAAUCUUGUGAUGUAUAUUCGAAAUCUUGUUAUGUAUAUUCUAUAAUCUUGUGAUGUAUAUUCGAAAUCUUGUGAUGUAUGUUCGAUAAUCUUGUGAUGUAUAUUCGAAAUCUUGUGAUGUGUGUUCUACAAUUCAGUGAUGCGUGCAAUAAAAUUGCAUGACGCAACAGAAAAGUAAGGACAAUUUUCAUUGGUUAGAAAUAACGAAAGUAGCUGAAGCGUCGGGAAAACCAUGCAGGUGAGAAAAAAACAUCAGUUUGUUUAUUGCAGCACUAAUUACGAGAUGCACGAGUGUUGUUCCUGGUGACAUGAUGAAGAUAUUUCGGCCUGCUAGGGAAAAAAACUCAGUAAACACGAGCUCAUCGCCAACCAGGAGAUCAGAAUGAUCGCAUCUGCUCCUGCCACUUUAAGGAUGGUAAGAAGGAGGGGGACCCUGCAUAUUUUGCAUGGAAUGAAGGAAAAGCCAUGGAUUUCUCUGAUCCUGAAUUUACAAAAAGGAGGAAAAAACUCAAAAGUGAGGAGUCCCUGUCAUCUUAAGAUGGACCAGUUGCAGAUUCCACAAGCACCAAAAUGUCAAUAUCAAGAAAAAUUGAUAUCAGAGCACAACUACUCAGCGUCCUGCACAUUUAACUGUACUCAAGAAAUGCAGCGCCUCUCAACAGAAAUACAACUGGAAAAGGAAUUGCUUGCCCUAAAAACAGAGUCUAGUAAAAGGAAGCCAAUAUCAAUCCACGAUAUUAAAUACAACGAAGAGAAGGUAUCUGAUCAGCAGGGGCAUUUUCUCUAUAUAAGAAGAAAAUGGAGACUCCCUACCCACCUGAUUUAUUUGUCGGACAGUUUUCUGUACAAUGCAG